AAAGCGUACGCAACUGGGAAUAAAACCCAAGACACUAUUAUUCUGUUACAACUCAAGGAUUGAAUUGAACCAACACCCUUUUACUUGAUAUUAUUAUUGUAACGCUACUUUAAUUAGGAAAAUGCCGGAUGUUCAAGCCCUUGUUAAUGAUUUUGUGAAUCUGCUUAAGAAACGUAGAAUUGAAGGGUCUCAAGCCACAGCAAAGCAGACAGCAGUGUUGCUACGCUCGGUGAUUUCACAGCAGCGGGUGCCACACACAAACCAGGCCACAGUUCUGAUUAAUGCAGUAAGGGCGGUGGGGGAGCAAAUUAUUGAUGUUAAUCCUAUUGAGUUAGCUGUGGGAAAUAUCGUGAGGCGUGUUUUGCACAUUAUAAGGGAGGAGGAUCUUUCCCUUGUGACAGAUGCUGUGGCUGGUUUGGGGAUGUUUGCUGGAAGUGAUGAUGAGGAUGAUGUUGAGCGAGAUGAUUAUCCUGCUUUAUCCGCGGCUUCUGUUGCAGCUGCUGCAAGAAGCACCUCGCGUCCACCGUCAUUGCAAACUCUUCUUGAGGAUGUGACUGAUUCAGCUGUUGUUCCACCAACACCUUCAUCGGGCGGUGACUCUGAAGGGAUAAGUAGAACUCUUGAAAAAGGUUCAAGUGGUCGGAAGUUUAAGCAUGAUGUCAUUGAAGCAGUCAAUGAACUCAUCCAAGACAUAACCUCUUGCCAUGAACAAAUAGCAGAGCAGGCAGUAGAACAUAUUCAUCAAAAUGAGGUAAUAUUAACACUAGGUAGUUCAAAAACAGUGUUGGAAUUUCUUUGUGCUGCAAAGGAGAAAAAGAGAUCAUUUAAGGUCGUUGUUGCUGAAGGUGCCCCAAGAUAUCAGGGACAAGUCCUUGCAAAAGAAUUGGCUGCUAGAGGCAUACAGACCACAGUAAUUGCUGAUUCUGCGACUUUUGCUAUGAUUUCCCAAGUGAAUAUGGUUAUAGUUGGAGCUCAUGCUGUCAUGGCUAACGGUGGAGUAAUUGCCCCGAUAGGGUUACAUAUGGUUGCACUUGCAGCUCAAAGGCAUGCUGUUCCUUUUGUUGUACUUGCUGGGAGUCACAAGUUGUGCCCUUUGUAUCCACACAAUCCUCAAGUCCUACUGACUGAGCUGAGAUCCCCAUCUGAGCUUCUUGACUUUGGGGAAUUCUCAGAUUUGAUGGAUUCUGCAACUGGUUCUGGUUCUCUUCAUGUUGUUAAUCCAGCAUUUGAUUAUGUGCCACCAAACCUUGUUAGUCUCUUUAUUACUGACACUGGAGGGCAUAACCCGUCAUAUAUGUACCGGCUCAUAGCUGAUUACUACUCCGCUGAUGAUUUGGUAGUGAAACAAAGACCUACUACAGGGAGUUGAGUUCAGCUACCCCAAUUUUUUUCCUACAACUGUCGUUGUGAUGCUAUCUGAGGCUGAGGAACCUCUGGAUUGUGACAUAUAUGCAUGAUCAUUUGUGCAAAUAGAAAAUAAAUCUCGUGUAAUGCUGGGGAUUGGGGUGGAGAAAUUAUAACAGGGAAAAUGAUGAGGGAAAAUACCAAGUGAAACUAGGAAAAUUCCAAUUUUUUUGUGGUUGUUGGUUUUACGGUACAUUUUUGUUUACACAUAAAGAAAUGAUAAUAGUUUCUUAGUCGUUAUAGAUAAACAUCUUGUCUAGUUUAUUUCAAUUGUUUAAAAGUGUGGUUGCGACAGUAACUUUUUUUUGUAAGGAAUUUUUUUGGAAACAUAAAUCCAAGUGGAAGGAUUGUCUUGAAA
This is a messenger RNA of Glycine soja, 1762 nucleotides long. Its product is annotated as translation initiation factor eIF-2B subunit beta-like. The transcript has 11 exons. The coding region runs from base 122 to 1369 and encodes 415 amino acids. The record is from RefSeq and is a predicted model, not a curated record. NCBI's taxonomy places the organism in Eukaryota, Viridiplantae, Streptophyta, Magnoliopsida, Fabales, Fabaceae. Gene Ontology annotation, cellular component: eukaryotic translation initiation factor 2B complex. Gene Ontology annotation, molecular function: guanyl-nucleotide exchange factor activity; translation initiation factor activity. Gene Ontology annotation, biological process: translational initiation.